UGUGUGUGUGUGUGUGUGUGUGUGUGAGGGGCUGGACAGCUCUGAUUCUCCAGCAUUGUGUCUGAGAGCGUGGAGAUGUGGUGCUCAUUUCACCAGCAGACUCUCAGAGUGUGUGUGUGUGUGUGUGAGUGUGUGUCUAUGGGACGGAUCGCAGCUCCUCUCCUCACACAGAUCUCCUCUAGAAGCUCAUCUACGCUGACAGUGCCGAUGGCCUCCGCCGCUCGGAUCGCGCUCGCGACACUCUUCAUCUGGGUUCUUCUUCUGUCGAGUCCCGCCGAAUCCAAGCGGAACCGAGGCGCGAUUCCUCACCCGGACAAGAACAACCCGAACGAGUCUGACCAGCAGCAGCAGCAGCAGCAGGCGGCCCCGGGACCGGGACCGGGACCGGGCCCCAGAGGCAGGAGCCGCGGCUCGGAGGAGGUUCUGGAGUCCAGUCAGGAGGCUCUGCACGUCACCGAGCGCCGCUACCUGAAGCGGGACUGGUGCAAGACUCAGCCGCUCAAACAGACCAUCCACGAGGAGGGCUGCGUCAGCCGCACCAUCAUCAACCGCUUCUGCUACGGACAGUGCAACUCCUUCUACAUCCCGAGGCACGUGCGCAGAGAGGAGGGCGCGUUCCAGUCGUGCUCGUUCUGCAAGCCCAAGCGCUUCACCACCAUGACCUUCACCCUCAACUGUCCUGACCAGCAGCCGCCGACGCGGAAGAAGCGCGUGCAGCGCGUCAAACAGUGCCGCUGCAUCUCCAUCGAGCUGGACUAGAAGCGAGAGCGACGCGUCAGAAAGAGCACGCGAGUGUAGACACGCUUGAUCUGCUGGAACCAGUGCAGAGACGCAUCUGUCACCAUUACACACCAUCAGUCACAGACUCAGACGAGGAACACACUAGUGCACGUGCGAUGAUGCUUCUCCCUUUCUUCUUUCAUAUGCACGUCCACAGACUCAUUUUCCUGCAUCGAGAGUUUUAGGAAGGUAAAUCCAGUUCAACGUGUUUAAAUUUGGACUAGUAGUGCACGUGGGUAGUUGACAUGAAAAGUGUCAUUUUUAAGAUGUCUUAUGAUUAUUAAACAUGCGGUUUUAUGAGCUCACGAACCUAACUGAGAGAUGCAUGGAGUAUUUAAACUUUUAUAAACUAUGUUUAACUGCAGGAGCAUUGGAACACCAGUAUGAGCUGGGAAAAGCAUCCAAAAAUGGACAAAAAGCACCUAAAAAGUACAACGUGUCAUACUUUAUAUAAAACGAUUGUUUCAAACAACAUUUCAAUAUUUUUUAUGAUUAUUAAAUAUGCAGUUUUUUGAGAUCAUUAAUUGAGAGAUGCAUGCAGUAUUUGUGUAUUUAUAAACUAACUGCAGGAAAAAAAGGCACCUAAAAAUGGGUUUGCAUUCAUUUUGUACUACUUUUUUUUUCCAAAUGUUUAAAAAUCGUAGUGCACAUGCAUAAAAAGUGCAUUUUUUUUUUAUCUAAAACUAGACGUUUAACCAACAUGCAAAUAGCGUUUUAUGAUUAUUAAACUUUUUUUUAGCUCAUUUGAGAAAUGCAAUGCAAUUAUUUGUACUUUUAUAAGCAAAGUUUAACUUAAGGAUAACUGAACACUAGUAAAAAUAAUAAUAAUUAUUAUAAUAUAUAUAUAUAUAUAAUCUUUUUUUUUGGCCAAAAACUGUCAAAAAUCACCUAAAAAUAUCAAAUGAUCAAUAAAACCCAUUUACUUUCAUUUGCCUGGUCACUGAAAUAAUUUUGCAUUAAUUUUGUACCACAAUUAUUUAGAUAUCUAAAGCUCUAGAUUCUAAUACAACAAAAUAAUAAUACUUUCUAAUGCAAAUUUCGACUAGUAGUGAAUGUGGUUAGUAGUCAUCUAAAAACUUUUCAAACAUUAUUUAAAUGUUCUUUUAUGCUUAUUAAACAUGCAACAUUUAUUGUGCUCAUUAAUGAACAGAUGGCGUUUUAAUAAACCAUGUUCAGCAGCAAAUGAAAAUCUACCAAAAGACAAAAAAAAAUGCAGGUAAAGAUGGUUUUAAAACAUGUCAAAUGAUCACCCAUUUAUGUUCAUUUCAUUGGUUUCACUUGUAAAAAUCCUAAUAUUUUCAAUGUAUUUAGAUCAGCUUUUGAUCAGCUACCCACAUGCUAGAGAGCGUCCAGGACAAAUAUACAUGAGGUCCGUCCUGAGCUCUGUGUUUGUGAUGGUGACAGAUGCAGAAGAGCAUCAUUCCUCACGCUGAAUGUCUUCAUUCAUCUCCAAAUCUAGAAUUAAGACAGUUUAAGGACUGAUAGCUUCCACUAUGUGGAACCACUUUUUUUAAUGUGACCGAAUGAGACACUGUUUUUCUGGAUUGCUGUGAGUUUCUUCAUGCUACUCGUCUAUUUAUAAUAUCAGUUGUAGAGGUGAAACAUUGAAAAGAUUUGGUUGUGAAGAGCAAAGGAUGUACAGAUGUUGUGUAUGAUGUGCUUGUAG
This is a messenger RNA of Carassius carassius (crucian carp), 2446 nucleotides long. RefSeq names its product gremlin-1-like. The transcript has 2 exons. Gene Ontology annotation, biological process: animal organ morphogenesis. The record is from RefSeq and is a predicted model, not a curated record. NCBI's taxonomy places the organism in Eukaryota, Metazoa, Chordata, Actinopteri, Cypriniformes, Cyprinidae. Gene Ontology annotation, molecular function: BMP binding; receptor ligand activity. Bases 76 to 759 code for a protein of 227 amino acids.